CGUGGAAGCGGCGGCUCUUUGGUCCCCUGAAUGUUCUAUUCGUUGUCCACCACGACCUCUGUCAGCCCAUCGGCAUCUUACAGUAUGGCUCGCUUCGUUAUUUCGCUGUCCUUUGCGGCCCUUGUCCUCGGCGUCCUUCUUGUUUCUCCCGUGGCGCAUGCGCAGAACCAAGCGAGUGAGAAGCAGCUGGAUCCGAAUGCGCAGUGCGACCAGACGACUCGAGACCAGAUCACAUCGUGCCUCGACCAGAUUGAACAGGACGAGUCAAAAUUGCCUUCUGGUCCUUGCUCCAGCUCUGACUGGACUUGCAUUUGCACAAAGCAGGUUGGGCUCCAGGACUGCUACCAAAAGUGCAGGGGUCUUCAGCCUGUCGAUGAUGUCAAUUUCAACAAGGGCAAUUGCUUCAACCAGCACGGCGUCGACAUGUCUGCGCUGACCUACAGCUGGAGUCAGCUUCCCUUUGCUGUCGAUUCCGGUGCCAGUCGAAACCAAGACACCUCCUCAGGAGGUACUCCGAGCAAUAGCAACGCAUCUGGCAGCACUUCCUCAGUGUCGUCGUCCACGUCUUUGCCCUCCUCCACCGCACCGACUAGCUCUUCAAUCUCGUCGAAUAAUGCCUCUGCCGCCACCAGCAGUCCAGCCGCGAGCCGUACUAACACGUCGGACUCGACUGUGUCAAACCUUCUCCCUGACUCCCACUCUGUUCUUGGCCUCACUUCGGUCUUGGGCGCUCUCCUUCUUGGCACUGCUGUGCUGUAGUCUAUCUCGUCGACUCUCUUUAAUCUAACUGCACUGUGUCCUCUUCUCAUCAAUGAUCAUGUAGCCCUUGUUAACCAAGCAUCUCUUCAAAGUCCGUUGAAGAAUCGUCGUAUCGUUUUCUCGAUUUACCCCCACGUUCGUUCUUCAUGUCUUGUUGCUCCAAAUUUAUCGAUAUAG
Messenger RNA from Acaromyces ingoldii, 936 nucleotides. RefSeq lists its product as hypothetical. The transcript has 4 exons. The coding region runs from base 85 to 759 and encodes 224 amino acids. The record is from RefSeq and is a predicted model, not a curated record. NCBI's taxonomy places the organism in Eukaryota, Fungi, Basidiomycota, Exobasidiomycetes, Exobasidiales, Cryptobasidiaceae.